Molecule: messenger RNA, 3441 nt
Organism: Psammomys obesus (fat sand rat)
Lineage: Eukaryota; Metazoa; Chordata; Mammalia; Rodentia; Muridae
Gene: Glyr1
Product: glyoxylate reductase 1 homolog
Exons: 16
Coding region: 44-1702 (552 amino acids)
Molecular function (GO): NAD binding; oxidoreductase activity, acting on the CH-OH group of donors, NAD or NADP as acceptor; NADP binding
Source: RefSeq, a predicted model, not a curated record
AAGUUCCCGGCUGCCCGUUCGGCGGCGGUGGUUGGGUGGUAAGAUGGCGGCUGUGAGUCUGCGGCUCGGCGACUUGGUGUGGGGGAAGCUGGGCCGGUAUCCUCCCUGGCCGGGAAAGAUUGUUAAUCCACCCAAGGACUUGAAGAAACCACGUGGAAAGAAAUGCUUCUUUGUGAAGUUUUUUGGAACAGAAGAUCACGCAUGGAUCAAAGUGGAACAGCUAAAGCCUUAUCAUGCUCAUAAAGAGGAAAUGAUAAAGAUCAACAAGGGCAAACGGUUCCAGCAAGCUGUGGAUGCUGUUGAAGAGUUCCUCAGAAGAGCCAAAGGGAAAGACCAGACAUCAUCUCACACUUCUGCUGAUGACAAGAAUCGGCGUAAUUCCAGUGAGGAAAGAAGUAGGCCAAACUCAGGUGAUGAGAAACGCAAGCUUAGCCUGUCUGAAGGGAAGGUGAAGAAGAACAUGGGAGAAGGAAAGAAGAGGGUGACUUCAGGCUCUGCAGAGAGAGGCUCCAAAUGCCUUAAAAGAGCCCAAGAGCAGAGUCCCCGGAAGCGGGGUCGGCCCCCAAAGGACGAGAAGGACCUCACCAUCCCUGAGUCUAGCACUGUAAAGGGCAUGAUGGCUGGACCAAUGGCCGCAUUUAAAUGGCAGCCAACCGCGAGCGAGCCAGUCAAAGAUGCAGAUCCUCAUUUCCAUCAUUUUCUGCUGAGCCAGACAGAGAAGCCAGCUGUAUGUUACCAGGCCAUCACAAAGAAGUUGAAAAUAUGUGAAGAGGAAACUGGUUCCACCUCCAUCCAGGCAGCAGACAGCACAGCCGUGAAUGGCAGCAUUACACCCACAGACAAAAAGAUAGGAUUUUUGGGCCUUGGCUUAAUGGGAAGUGGCAUCGUCUCCAACUUGCUAAAAAUGGGUCACACAGUGACUGUCUGGAACCGGACUGCAGAGAAAUGUGAUUUGUUCAUCCAGGAGGGGGCCCGCCUAGGAAGAACCCCCGCUGAAGUCGUUUCAACUUGUGACAUCACUUUUGCCUGUGUGUCGGAUCCAAAGGCAGCCAAGGACCUGGUGCUGGGCCCCAGCGGUGUGCUGCAAGGGAUACGACCCGGGAAAUGCUAUGUGGACAUGUCAACGGUGGAUGCAGAUACAGUCACCGAGCUGGCCCAGGUGAUUGUAUCCAGAGGGGGUCGCUUUCUGGAAGCCCCAGUUUCAGGGAAUCAGCAACUGUCCAAUGAUGGGAUGUUGGUGAUCUUAGCAGCCGGAGACAGGGGCUUGUAUGAGGACUGCAGCAGCUGCUUCCAGGCAAUGGGAAAGACCUCCUUCUUUUUAGGUGAAGUUGGCAAUGCAGCGAAGAUGAUGCUGAUUGUAAACAUGGUCCAAGGGAGCUUCAUGGCCACCAUUGCUGAGGGGCUUACGCUGGCCCAGGUGACAGGCCAAUCACAGCAGACACUCUUGGACAUCCUCAAUCAGGGACAAUUGGCCAGCAUCUUCCUGGACCAGAAGUGCCAAAAUAUCCUACAAGGAAACUUUAAACCUGACUUCUACCUGAAAUACAUUCAGAAGGAUCUCCGCCUGGCCAUUGCACUGGGUGAUGCAGUCAACCACCCCACUCCCAUGGCAGCUGCAGCCAAUGAGGUGUACAAAAGAGCCAAGGCACUGGACCAGUCUGACAAUGAUAUGUCUGCCGUGUACCGAGCCUACAUACACUAAGCCUUGCCCGCCCAUCCACCCUCCCAUCUUCCCUCUGACCUCUCUUCCCGGUGUGGGGUCAGGGUUCUGGGACUUACUCUGGACCAGUCACCUGUCUCCAUUUCCUUUUAUACAGACUUUGAGACUUGCAUCAGCACAGUACACAGCAGCACCCUCCCUCCCUGAGGCCCUGGGCAGGGAUAUGAAGAUCUGUCUCUACAGGUGGCUGUGAAGAAGCUCUUGAGCCGGGCAUUGAUUGGCCCUGGAGCAGGAGGCUGUGUAUUCUCUCUGUUUCUCUUGUGUCCUCUGUCUCUGUCACACACACAGACACACACAUCCAGGAUAGAAGCUGCCCAGAAACUGCUGCCUGGCUGUUCUUCCAAGCUUGUCAUAUCUCAGCCCCCUUCUGGUCAAGGGACUGGAGGAGCUAGAACUGGCAGGGAGCACAGGAAGCCUUCUCUCGACUUCCCCAGGACAGAGGCUGGCAAAGGGUCCGUGGCCUCCCACUGGACCCCUGGAAGGAGAGGCCCCUCGGCCAUCAUGAACCAGCAGACUCCCAGAGGAGGCUCUGUGGACCUCCAGCUGAGGAGGAUUUUCCUAUAGACACUACCUUAAACAGCAGCUCCCAGAACGUCUUUGUGAACUGAAGAGAGAUUCUUGUGGCCACAUAGACACCUCUUCAGCGAGAGCAGAGUCCACAGCCUCCAGCUCCCUGGCUGUUGGCUCUGGCUGGAGCCUGCUCCUCCCAGGAGGUUUUGUUUGGAUUUGCAUUCCAGCCCACUGGAAGGGUCUUAAGGACACUGGGAGUAGUGGAGUAUGGGAGUGGCUCCUUCCUGUUUCCGUUAUGGCGGUCUCUUCAGAUAGGCUACCUGUUCAGCCUGCUCUUCACAGGUUCCCUGCAUGCCCCUCUUUCCCUUUUCCAUCCAUGGAGUUAAUAUUUCUGUUCCAUCCUCCUUCGACCCAGACCCAGCCUGACCAGCACCAAUAAAGAGCACUUCAUAGGCUGGGCUUUUAACAAGGAACCUCACUUCUGCUGGUAUCAGUGGUUCCAAGUCCUGGGUUUGUUGGGACAGAUUUGACCUGGGCCGUGUACUAACCUAAGUGCUCCUCAGAGGUGGAGCCAGUCAUCUGCAGGCCCUAGUGUUUCUCCUUGGAGAGGGGACCAGAGAGGCUUAGAUUGUCACAUGAGAGCUGUCAGCCUUCCUCCUUGUGAGUUUGGAUUUCCAAAGCCACAAGUUGACUUUCCACCGGGAAGAACCUGGGGUAAGGAUCUCAGGACACGAGCAAGGAGCAGGGAAUGCUUAUAGGGGUCAGCACAAUUGCUCAGUCACUGGGAUGCUGAACGAGUGUCUGUCUGGACGUAGCCUGUCUUGGUCCUGGGGUUUGGGGAUGGGGAGGAUGCUAUAAGGAAACCGGUUAGUCAAUGUUGUCUUAAUAUUGUUGACAAUUCUGUAAAGUUUUCUUUUUAUGACUUUCUGUUUAAGCUUAUUUCACCUUUCGUUUUGAAAUCCUUUCCUUUUAUGGAGAAAAUGUGACAUUGUGAAAAUGCUUGUAAGAAAGCCCUUCCUUCCCCUUUUUCCUUUAAAAUGACAAAUUUAGGUGAUUAAGGUUGUGAAUUUUUAUUUUUGCUUUGUUUUUAAUGAACAUUUGUCUUUCAGAAUAGGAUUGUGUGAUGUUUAAAUGGCAAAAACAAAACAUGAUUUUGUGCAAUUAACAAAGCUACUGCAAGAAAAAUAAAUAAAACGUUUCUUGGUACCACA